This is a messenger RNA of Pseudophryne corroboree (corroboree frog), 682 nucleotides long. Its product is annotated as cytochrome c oxidase assembly factor 6 homolog. Lineage: Eukaryota; Metazoa; Chordata; Amphibia; Anura; Myobatrachidae. The record is from RefSeq and is a predicted model, not a curated record. The coding region runs from base 184 to 423 and encodes 79 amino acids. The transcript is spliced from 3 exons. Gene Ontology annotation, cellular component: mitochondrion; respiratory chain complex IV. Gene Ontology annotation, biological process: respiratory chain complex IV assembly; mitochondrial ATP synthesis coupled electron transport.
AAGAUGGCCGCCGCCUCUGAAUUCCAUCAGAAACGGCUGAUGCUAAACACCGUUUUGCCUCUAGUGUCGGGAGCGGUGUGAUGAUGGGGUCAAUGUGACCCGUGUGAGCUUCCCGACCAGGUGAGGGGAGGCAGGUCCCUUAGCCCACUUGAAUCUAGCGUCAACCCUGUGGAGAGCGAUAAGAUGACGGCUCCGUCCGCAGAGGAGAGAAGGGCAUGCUGGGAAGCGCGUGACAAGUACUGGAAGUGCCUGGAAGAUAAUAAGGAGGACGCAACCAAAUGCCAGCAGCUCAGACAGUGCUUUGAGAGCCGCUGCCCGCGACAAUGGACUAAGCACUUUGACAAAAGGAGAGAUUACCUUAAAUACAAAGCACAGCUGGAGGCCAAAGGAUUUGAACCUGCAGAAACCGCGGAUAAGACAUAACCCUGAAGGGCCGGCCGGCCGCCUGUACGUGCGAUAUUUAUGGCCGGAGAGUGUGAUAUUUCAGUUGCCUAAAUGAAAGCGGCGGAAUGUUUCCUCCAGUUCUCUCGCUGAUACAGAGACUUCUAUUUUGUAAGCGUUUAAUUUGGGAAAAAUUUAAUAUACUUAAACUAAUGAUGGGCUGGGGAAUCACCUGUGACUUCUGCCUGGUUCCUGCUGUUUUUGUACAUAAGUGGCCCACGAAUAAAAUGAGGAGGAUUGA